Centruroides sculpturatus (bark scorpion) is the source of this 1342-nucleotide messenger RNA. Its product is annotated as protein Jade-3-like. The transcript is spliced from 9 exons. The record is from RefSeq and is a predicted model, not a curated record. The coding region runs from base 407 to 1096 and encodes 229 amino acids. Lineage: Eukaryota; Metazoa; Arthropoda; Arachnida; Scorpiones; Buthidae. Gene Ontology annotation, biological process: regulation of transcription by RNA polymerase II.
UUUUUUAUUAAUAUUAGAAAAUUGAAUACGUAAUUACGUAAACGUAGCAGAAGAAAUCGUUUUAAUUUUAUUAUUACGCGAUCAUUGACGAGGUUGAAGUGUAACGUCCAUCUUGUUUUUAUGAGCUUCGGAUUUCAUCGUUUGGUCAAUCAAAAUGGCGCCAAAUUAUCUUUUAAAAGUUAAAACGAUUUGAAAGAAGAUAUUUAAUGAUAAAUAUGUUUUUAUUCGAUAAUUUAAGAAGUUUUAAUGAGGCCCGAUUCGAUCUUUAUAUACGAUUACGUUAAGUGAGUAUCGAAGAUGAAUUAUUUACGUGUAACAGUUUACCCAGUUUUUUAUGCUCAAUUUUCGACAGAUGUUACAUAUACUGGGAAGCCGUUGAUGUCCAUUCAAAGAAAUUAAAUCCGAAAUGACAUCUCCUACCAGACCCAAAAGGAAGUGUGAAAUCUUUGAAGAGAAAGGUACAUCUGGAAAAAAAAGAAAAAGAAAAAUAAGUGCAAGUGAAGAUGAAGAUAGUAGAGGAACAUUAUCUUCAAAGGGUUAUAAUGGGCCAUCAUUAUCAAAAAUCUAUAACAGUUCAUACAGAAAUAAUAAACCAGCUGAGUUAUUUCGGAAAGAUCUCAUUAGUGCAAUGAAACUUCCUGAUAAUGAGCAACUUUAUCCAGAAGAUUAUUGGGUAAUUUCUGACUCUUGGAAAUUAGAAUGGGAGAGAGGAGUUCAAGUACCUGUUAAUCCUGAUUUGAUUCCUGCUGCAAGUACUAAAUUUAGAAAUAAGUACACUAGAAAAAAAGAAAAAGGAGAUUUUAAAAUUCCCAAGAAAUAUAUAAAAUGUACUCCUGAUAAAUUCUCAAAUGAAUGGCAUACAAUGAGUGUUGCAGUAACUGAUGCUGAAGGUGUUUGUCGCUAUGACUUAGAUGAUUUAGAUGUACAGUGGCUCAAAAUAUUAAAUGAAGAAAGAGAAAACUGUGGUCUUUAUCCAGUAGAUGAAGCAACAAUAGAGUUAAUUAUAGAAAAAUUAGAAAUUGAUAGUAAACUCAAGCAACAUCAAUGUGAUAUAAGGAAAGAUAGCUCUUCUAUAUUAACAGCUUUUGCUUCCUAAUAAGAUAAUACAGUUUUAUAAGAUUGAGUAUCCAUCAUCAAAAAAGUUUGACUAUCUACUAAGCUUCCAGAAGUUAUUGAAAUUUAUGGAUAAGGUCUUAAGAUCUUGUGUAAAUCAGAGAUAAAGAUUUCCACUAUGUGGUUCAUUCUAUAUAAUGUUGACUCUUUACAAGUGUUUAUUUUCUGUAGAUGAAUAUACUUAUUAUAUAUUUAGCCAGUAUUCAUUUUUACUGUUUUGUUAUUAUUU